UGUGGCUCGGUGUGACAUAGAGAGCUUAGCUAUUCAGAAAUGAAGUGGAGUAUCUGUUUUCUACUGUUGUCUGCUUCUUUAUACGCAAGGGCAACUAACGACACCUCUGAUACCAUGGAAGAAAGGUUGAAAGCACUGGAGCUACGCUACCAAUUGGCGAGAAUAGCAAACAAUAAAGACUCUUUCGAGAAGAUGCCAACAACCCUAGCACGAAGCAAUACAACACCUAGAGCUGUAAAAAAACCUAAGCCAACAACCUACGCAUCGUGCAAAGAAACACCAGCCAAAGUGUCGGGGGUGUAUCAGCUCCAUCUUAACGACGACAGUACACCGUUUAAUGUCUAUUGUGAGCAGGAGAAGUUUGGAGGCGGCUGGAUCGUGGUGCAACAUCGCUUCGAUGGUUCGGUUGAUUUUUACCGGAACUGGACCGACUACCGAGACGGCUUUGGUGAGUUGGACAAUGAAUUCUGGCUCGGACUGGAAAAGAUUCAUCAAAUAACAUCGGCCCGUAAACAUCAACUGCUCAUCGAGAUGAAGGACUUUGAGGGCAACUACACGUUUGCCCGUUACUACGAGUUCCAUAUAAACAACGAGAGUCUUAAUUACCGUCUCAACAUUCUGGGAUCGUAUACUGGUACUGCUAGCGAUGGAUUAUCACAUCACUUGCGGAAGAGAUUCUCAACGAAAGAUCGAAUGUACAACAAUGCGGGAGCCAGCGGACCAGGGGCAGAUUAUUACCUCGGUGGCUGGUGGUACGGUAUAACCUCCACUUCUAAUUUGAAUGGGCCGUACAGGUAUGAUAUGGAUCCGAAAACAAUUUGGUGGUAUCAUUACAAACGCCAAAAAGGACUUAGCUUCACUAGGAUGAUGGUCCGGGAAUAUUAAAUCGCAUUCAUUGUGGAGC
This is a messenger RNA of Anopheles aquasalis, 904 nucleotides long. Its product is annotated as ficolin-1-like. Lineage: Eukaryota; Metazoa; Arthropoda; Insecta; Diptera; Culicidae. The record is from RefSeq and is a predicted model, not a curated record.